Molecule: messenger RNA, 1287 nt
Organism: Acanthisitta chloris (rifleman)
Lineage: Eukaryota; Metazoa; Chordata; Aves; Passeriformes; Acanthisittidae
Gene: NUF2
Product: NUF2, NDC80 kinetochore complex component
Exons: 12
Coding region: 25-1287 (420 amino acids)
Biological process (GO): meiotic chromosome segregation; mitotic spindle organization; kinetochore organization
Cellular component (GO): kinetochore; Ndc80 complex
Molecular function (GO): protein-containing complex binding
Source: RefSeq, a predicted model, not a curated record
CUUGAUAUUUUACACCUGAUUUACAUGAGAAUCCUGCAGAAAGUGUAUGGAAUCCGCCUGGAGCACUUCUACACGAUGCCAGUGAAUGUUGAAAUAAUGUAUCCACAGAUAUAUGAAGGCUUUCUACCUGUCUGUAACUUGUAUAUUCACAUGGAGCGCUUGCUUCCCGUGUGCCGGAUUAAUGACUUUCAGAUUGCUGAUGUCUUAAACCCAAAAACCAAGAGGACCAUUCGCUUCUUGAGUGGCAUUCUCAACUUUGUGAACUUCAGGGAAUUCCGGCGUGAGGUCUACUUGGAGCUACAGCUGCACUAUAAAUCAGCUAUGGAGAAGCACCAACAACUGGAGACUGCAAAUCAGGAGGCAGCAAUGAAGCUGGAGAAACUGAACACUGUUCCAGUUGAACAUCAAGCAGAGGUCAAGCAGCUGACAGAGAGCAUUCGGGAUCUGGAGCAGGUGCUGAGGCAGGACUACCGUCGCAAACAGAAAGGUUUUCAAGAAGUGAUUUCACAGAAGAAGGUUGACAUUGCAGACCGUACCCGAAAACUGGGUGAGCUCAAAGUGAUUCUGGCUACUUUGAAAGAAGAACAAGAGCAACUGAAAUCAAAAAUUGUGGAGAGUCCAGAGGAGCUGAAAAAUUACAAAGAACUGAUGAAAGAGACUGUUAGGAAGCUGAAGAAAUCCAAGCAAGAAAUUAUUGAGAAAUAUGAAGCCUAUAGAGACUUAGUUGAGGUUCUGCCAUCAUGCCAACUGGAGGUGCAGUUAUACCAAAAGAAGAUGGAAAGACACAGAGCAAAUGUGGAGAGACUGGCCAGUGUGUUAACAGAGGCUAGAAAUCUGGAGGACCAGAUUGAGUGUGUUCAGAUUGAGCUGAAAAAGGGGAAGACAGAUGAAAUGUCCCUCAAGAGACUGGUCACUGCAAAACAUGAGAAACUGUCUACAGCUGAAAUCAGGAUAAAGAAGAAGCGUGAAGAUUUUGAGCAAUACAAACACACUGUGCUCGAACACUGUAACAAAGUUCAGGAGAAGAGAGGAGCUGUGUACGAUAAAGUGACAGCCAUUCACAAGGAAAUCCAACAGACAAAGUUCAAAAUUCAGCAGAUGAAGGAGAAUGCUGAAAAAGAAACAAUGAAAGCCAAGGAAAUAGAACUAAGUUUGAAGGCUGCGCUGGAGAAGCGUCAUGAAUCUCUCAUCAAGAUAGCAAAGAGUUUCGCAGCCACAAGAGAAGAGAGAAUUGCUGAACUAAAGAAAGGGCUGUUUAGCAUUCAGCCUCCUGGAAGUAGUUCUUAA